Messenger RNA from Beauveria bassiana ARSEF 2860, 1185 nucleotides. RefSeq names its product CCCH zinc finger protein. The record is from RefSeq and is a predicted model, not a curated record. The transcript is spliced from 7 exons. Lineage: Eukaryota; Fungi; Ascomycota; Sordariomycetes; Hypocreales; Cordycipitaceae. Gene Ontology annotation, molecular function: metal ion binding. The coding region runs from base 1 to 1185 and encodes 394 amino acids. Gene Ontology annotation, cellular component: nucleus.
AUGUCAGAGGAAGAAAGAGAGCUGUUAGAUCGCAUCAGCGCCCUUGCUGGGCAAAUCAAUCGCCACAAGAACCAGCAAGCUGGCUUUCAGCCGUCGCAAAGCUCGCGCAGCCUUCGUCAACAAACCCCUCGCUAUCGUGGCACUUCGUACCGCGGCCGAGGAUAUCGUAUAGGCCACCCGCCUGUCCAUCGGCACCGCACGUUGAAUCUGAAUGCGCAUGCAAGCUCAUCUGAAUCGUCACCUUCGACGCCUGUGAGCACUAGCGACAACGCGCAGUGGGUUUCCAGGACAGACCGCCACAAGCAGCUUAUCAACGCCAACAUCUAUCAACAACAAGCGCAAUCACGCGCUCAAGCGAUAGAGGAAACUCGCAAGCGCAAACUAACAAGGCAGCACAAUAGUGAAAGAGCGCGUUUCAACAACUUUAUACAGCAGAGCCAAGGGAGCUCUAUUCAAAAUCACGAGCAGCCGGAAAUCAUGAUCGAUAGCAUCCGGUUCCUCGUCAGAGAUGGGGGCAAGAAGCUCGUACGCGCAGCCGACAAUUCUAGCGAUGCCCCUUCGACCCCGAAAACUACAGCUGUUGCUGGCGUGCGAUUUCACCGCACAAAGACUGGCAAUCUUGUCGCCCACAGAGUCGUCAAGGACCACCGACGCCCCGGGGCCGUCAAGAAAGUUGACGAGCCAUGCAACAUAUUCUCCACGACCGGAUCAUGCUCGAAAGGGCCGUCAUGUCGAUAUCAGCACGACCCAAACAAGGUUGCCGUCUGCAAAGACUUUCUGAAAGAAGGUCGAUGUAUCAACGGUGAACACUGCGAUCUCUCUCACGAACUCACUAUGGAGCGGGUUCCAAACUGUUUACAUUUUGCCAAGGGAAAUUGCUCCAACCUCAACUGCCAGUAUUCGCAUUCUGCGGCUUUGCCAACUGCACCUGUCUGCGAAGACUUUGGUUAUCGUGGUUACUGCGGCAAAGGCGGCGAGUGCACCGAACGACACGUAUACGAAUGCCCCGCCUUUAGCAACACAGGCACAUUGCGACAAGAGCAAGACGCUACCAUGCAGGACGUUUCGAGCGAAGAAGAGCCUGACAACUCGGACGACGUUGAUUCGGACGAUGUUGCAGAGUUUCUCCAAGCCGAUGAGGAUGAUUCUGACUUUGAAAACGGCAAAGACUUUAUCCCAUUGUAG